Messenger RNA from Pochonia chlamydosporia 170, 2337 nucleotides. RefSeq names its product Vps51/Vps67. The record is from RefSeq and is a predicted model, not a curated record. Gene Ontology annotation, biological process: intra-Golgi vesicle-mediated transport. Gene Ontology annotation, cellular component: Golgi apparatus; COG complex. The coding region runs from base 1 to 2337 and encodes 778 amino acids. NCBI's taxonomy places the organism in Eukaryota, Fungi, Ascomycota, Sordariomycetes, Hypocreales, Clavicipitaceae. The transcript has a single exon.
AUGGCUUCCAAUACCCCCGACCCGUCCACGCUCACCUCCUCGGCCGACAUCUUCUCCGGAAGCCAUACGCUUCCCCAGAUUCGAUCCAUUCACAAAUCCUUACAUGUACAGAUUGAAGAAAAGGCGACUCGUCUACGGACGCAGGUCGGUGGCUCGUACCGCGAGCUUCUCGGGACUGCCGACACGAUCGUCCACAUGCGCGGCGACAAUGCUCGAGUUCAAGACCUCUUGGGCAAGAUGGGCGGACGAUGUGGACGGACAGUCAUCUCCUCCAAAGCUGCUGGGCUGGGGAAAUUCGUCACACGGGACAAAGAGUCGGAUGCGAGCGAGAUGGCGAGGCUGAAGCUCUUGGAAUCAUGUGGCCUCAUGGUCGGUAGGAUAUUGAGAGGCGGAGGCGGAUUGGACGAACAGAUGAAGAAAGGCGACAGAUUGGUGCUGGCGACCAAAGUGUUUGUCAUUAGUCGACUGUUGGUUAAGAAUCUCAAGGAGGAUGCGUCGUCAACGGACAUCCAGCAUGCUGUUGACGCAGCGAGCAAGGCAUUGGAAUCACUUCGACGCCGUAUUCAGCGAAAUAUCGAACGAUUACUUGAGACUGUAGACGACGCUACAGAUACAGAAGACGUGAUUAAGGCCCUCUGCGCUCAUAGCCUGGCAAAUAGUUCGGGGGCCAAGCAUGCGAUCUGGCACUUCAUCCGGGUGAGGCAACGGGCCAUGGAGAUUACGCUGGACUUGGAGCAGGCCGAGCAAACUACCACCACGGAGGACGUGAUUCGCAGUUUAAGGCUCUAUACGAAGACUCUACUCGAUGUUCAGGCCUUGGUCCCGGUUAAGCUAUCACAGGCACUAUCUGGUUUAAAGAGCCGAAAACUCUUGGCAGAUGCAUCCCUGAAACAACUGGAAGGGUUGCGGUUGGAUAUCUACGAGCGCUGGUGUGGUGAAGAUAUUCAAGACUUUACACCGUUUAUUAAUCACGAUGAUCUUGACGGCAAGCAAGCGAGAGAAAUGCUGGGAACUUUUGCCGAAAAGGGUGCGCAGGUCGUCAUAGCUGGGUUGAAAAAGACACUCGACCACAUGUCGGACUUCAAAUCAAUCACCGACCUACGAACCCAAGUAUUACAGCUAUGGAUAAGAGACGGCGGGCGAGCCAAAGGAUUCGAUCCCCAAGACAUGCAAGACGAGUUGAGGGAGGCAAUCAACACGAGGUUACUGGCGGUUGUGGAAAUCAAAGCCACAAAAUUGCGACUGGUAGGCUCUGAAGUCAAAGCAACCCUUGAAGGAUGGCAAGAAGGCGUUUCGGACAAACAUACCAGCUUAUGGGACGAGCAGGGCUACGACACGGCCUUGUCGAAUGGUGCUGCCCCCUUCAUUCAGGAGGUUGUGUCCCGCUUGUACGGGCGCAAUGACGCAGUGUCCAAGGCAACGCAUAGCUACGGGUCGUGGUUUCAUAUCAUCGACGAUGUCAAGACUGUAGUGGAGGAGCUACGGAAGCAGCGCUGGGACAAUGACUACGACGAGAUUGAAGACGAAGAAACCAUUGAGGCGAGACAAAAGAUGCUCAGUAAGGAGGAUCCCAAGAAGCUGCAGGACAAGCUGGACACCACACUGGACAAGUCAUUUGCGGACCUCGAAAAUCAGCUACAGGAGUUGUGGAAACAGCACUCUGGACAUAUAUCUAGCGGCGCCAUUGCUAUUUAUCUCAUCCGUGUGGUGCGAGAUAUCCGCACACAACUGCCAGACCGGCCGGCCAUCAAAGAUUUUGGGUUAUCCAUGGUUCCCAGCCUUCACGGCCAAGUGGCUGCCACGGUAUGCACCCCCUCUGCAAAUGAGUUCAUAUCCAGUGGCCUGUCAGAUAAGCUCGUGGCCAUGAAGCCGCUGUGGGAGGGAGAGCCAGCAUUACCAAGUCAACCUUCGCCUGCUGUGUUCCAGUUCUUGCGGGACUUGUCCUUGUCAAUGACAGAAUUGGGAGUUGAUUUGUGGACGCCUGCGGCCCUUGGGAAGAUGAAGAGCCUAUUGGCAACAAAGUUGUGCGAACCGUGGCACAAGGAACUGGACGCACUGUCCGAGACUGAAUCAAGUGAAGGAGCUUCUGGCGAGGAAGAGAAUGAGGAGAGCAAGGAGACUCCUGUAGAUGCCAAGGACCUAUGUACGCAAUGGCUGUUUGAUGUUGCCGUUCUGCGGUGCUGUAUUGGCAAAGGCGAAGGAGCCCAAGACUUUGAUAAGCUGGAUGAGGAAGUAUACAAGAGGAGCGAGUUGGAUGAAGCGGCAAGGAAAAGGGUGAAUAAGACGGCGCAGGACUUUUGGGGCCGUGUCAACAUGUUGUUUGGGUUGUUGGCGUAG